Messenger RNA from Mizuhopecten yessoensis (Yesso scallop), 2782 nucleotides. RefSeq lists its product as uncharacterized. Lineage: Eukaryota; Metazoa; Mollusca; Bivalvia; Pectinida; Pectinidae. The transcript has 9 exons. The record is from RefSeq and is a predicted model, not a curated record. Gene Ontology annotation, molecular function: receptor ligand activity; tumor necrosis factor receptor binding. Gene Ontology annotation, cellular component: membrane. Gene Ontology annotation, biological process: immune response. The coding region runs from base 435 to 1559 and encodes 374 amino acids.
UUGGUCAACGUCAUUAGACACUUCCUUAUAACUCAGGUCGAAGAGAUUCUGGCUUAUAAGUGGGCGCCACACAGAAGCAAAUAUGGGGUGGGUGAUCUGGAGUCGUGUCGAAGAUCUUGGCACACAACAACAGAGCGGAGAGUAUUGGAACCGUCAACCGUGGCUCGACUACGGCGGAAGCUUUGUAUGGCCUCUGGUUUACAAGGGCUAUGGAUGAUCCACAGCAGUGAUGAUCCAUAUUGUUCCAAAGGGACACCACGUGGUCUGUACAUAGAUGAGGUCUACCCCUCUGACCGCACGUGGAGCUCUCGUGAUUAUCAUACCAAGUACGAGGUCACAGAUUCACUGUCAAUCAAGGGAACCGCGGCUAGACUGCAGCACUACGAGAGGGAAACCCCCGUUUGUUAAAACAGCAUGUGGUAACUAUUACCAAAAUGGAAAUACUACCUGAAAAUCACCUUAGCAACGAACGUGCACUGUGUAGCUCCAUGUCAAAGGACAAUGGUGGACACGAUCGCGAGGAUGUAGAAAUGCAGUCAGUGGAAAAUUGUAGUAGCUGUGCAAACUGCAGGCGUAGGUACAGGAACCAUAUUUUCACCUCGUGUUGUGUGUGUGUCGUCAUCGUGGCGAUGUGCUGCAUCAUUAUGGGUUACAACAAUCACGCAUGCGCACUGACAAUGGACAGUUUGAAUACUAGAUUUCUAAAUAUUGACAAACAAAUCAGCAGACUUCAGAAAAAGUAUUUUAUCGCAAAAGUUUCAAAAGUAAUGGCAGAUCGUUCCUCCUUCAUUAGUCGACAAGAAAUGGAGGAUAACGAAAAUGUUAAUGGGGACAAAAUGCAACCACAAGACAAGGCUUUGGAAACAGAUAACCCUGGUGAAGUGAACAUUGUCAAAAGGUCUGCAAACAAAUGUCAAAAUGUACAAAAAGGGAAAAAGAGGAAGAGGUGCUUGCGAAAACAAGAAAAACAGCAAAAACGCAGGCAUACCGGACAAUCUUUGGUAAGACUGGUGCAAAAGACUGUACACAAAACCGUGGAGCAGGCUGUAACAAAAGCUAUGAAAAAGCAGUCUCUGCUGUCAAUGCAUUUUGAAGGCGAUGGUAACGAACACCGCCCACGUGGUAAUGAGGAUUUUGCAGGGAGAUUCCACAAAUGGCAGUAUUCCGAUUGGGCUUUUAAGAAAAAGGACCUGAAGGAAAAAUUUAAGUUGAUACACUCGACUGGAGAUGUCAUAAUCAGUGAAGGGGGAAUAUACAUGCUGUACGCUCAGGUAACGCUGAUGGGAAAACCAGAUCAAGGUUUUAAGGUGGUUGUUCAGCGCCAAAAUAAACAAAAAGAUAUUUUGUCGAAAUGUAUGAUGAACUUCGAACCCGACACACAGGAAACUCCCAUACAAUCACGUCAGGAGGACGGGUAUAUCACGUGCUCUUCUGUUGGUGUGUUUAAACUAGAAAAAGGAGAUAGUGUCUUUCUACAGCAUACCAAGGACACAAAUGUGAAAGCUGACUUUCGGGGAAACGCGUCUUUCUUUGGCUUUGUGAAGUUGGGAGAUUUGUAACUGUGCACACAUUUUAUCCAUAACACUUAUAGGUUCCAUGUUUGAAGUGAUAAAACUGUUGUAAAGAGAUGGAGUUUUUCUACAGCAUACCAUGGACACAAAUGUGAAAGCUGACUUUCGGGGAAGCGCGUCCUUUUUGGCUCUGUGAAGUGGGGAGAGUUGUAAUUGUGCACAUAACACUUUACUAUUCGAUGUUCGAAGUGAUGAAACAGAUGUUCUUGACCUCGAACCUAACACGUUAUCAUAUAAGAAGAUAACAGUUUCAAUGUAACAGCAGAGCGUUGUAUUUGUAUUUAUAAUGAUAUCGUUUCUUGAUCUUUAAAUAUCCGUUUAAUACCUUUAAACAUGUGUAACAGUAGACUGUUGUGUGUUACUUAGCAGUAAUAUGUCCAAUGCCUACAUGGGAUUUUAAAAGGAAUAAAAAUGUACGAUGCCGUAAAAUGUCACCUCAGGUUAUUCUCAUUGGACAUCAAUAUUGAGUCGUGUUGACAUUAUUUUAACACAACGCUGUAUUUUUUUCUGAAUAUGUUACCGCAGACAGCUUUUCAACUAUUAUAAAACUAAUGUUGAUUGCUCUACUAUAUAUAGGAUUAUGUGUACAUAAUGAAUACCAUAAGUUAGGAAUGGUACAAGUUGAACUCAUUGUAUUAGUGUGUGUGCAGACAUAUAUAAAUGGUACGAAUAGUGUGGUAUAUAUCUGCUGUUGGCAAAUAAUGUUUAGUUCUUAUAAAAACGUUAAAAAUGAAUUCAUCUUUGUUUAUGUUUUAUAAGGUGUACUUAUCAAAGUGGCAAUUGAGUCAAACCGAUAGAGGGUUUGCUUCCUGGAAUAAUGCUGUUUUUAUUUGUAUAGGAGAGGAGUUACAACCGGAGUAAUUAGGUUUUGCUGUCAAUACUUGUUAAUGUGUCGCCCUCACAAACAAAGGUUGGUAGACUGUAGAUGAGCCAAAGAAUCAAUGCAGCUGUAGAUAAAAUACAGAAAAAUGACAAGAAAAAAAAUGUAGAUCUCAUGUAUAACGAUGGGGGUAUCACAUUUAUGUUCGUGUCUCUCCAUACGUUGACACAGAGAAACAUCAUUCACAACGCAAGGUGACGGGCUGACUGAUUCUCAGGGAUUUUAGUACAAGUACUUGUAGAAUUAUAGCAAGAUUGUAUAAAACAUUUUAACUGAGCACAUUUAUGAGUGAGGUGAUAUCCUAAUGUUAUCAUCACACCAUACUGUAGCC